Lathyrus oleraceus (garden pea) is the source of this 594-nucleotide messenger RNA. RefSeq lists its product as uncharacterized. The transcript has a single exon. Lineage: Eukaryota; Viridiplantae; Streptophyta; Magnoliopsida; Fabales; Fabaceae. The coding region runs from base 93 to 545 and encodes 150 amino acids. The record is from RefSeq and is a predicted model, not a curated record.
AUAUGUAUUUUCAUGUCAUAUAAAACCUCAAUAAAACGUAUCCAUUGCUAUAAUGUUCUAGCACUUCCCAAUAAACACCACCAACAAGCAAAAUGCCUUUGGUAACCGAAGAGUUGAAAGCCAAAGCAGAUGUGUAUUAUGGUGACAAAGUUUGCAGGGAGAAGUUCUCUCUAUUGCUGGCAGAAAAAGGUCUACCAGAUGGGUUGUUAACCAUACAAGACAUUGAAGAAUGCGGGCAUGUGAAGGAAAUAGGGUUUGUUUGGCUCAAGCUAGGGAAGAAGAUGGAGAGUAAGUUUGAUAACAUAGUUGUUGGUUAUGAUUCAGUUGUUACUGCUUAUAUGGAACCAAACAAGAUCAAGAAUCUUACUGGUGUUAAGGCUAGAGAUUUCUUGGUUUGGUUCACUUUGAAUGAGAUUUAUGUUAAGCCGGUUAAAGGAGGGUCGUUUAUUACGUUUAAGUCUUUGGUUGGUUUGUCUAUGUCUUUUCCAGUGUCGUUGUUCCAAGAUAGGAAAUUAGAAAGCAAGGAAGAUCAAGUUGUUAUGUAAUAUAAUCUGAUUAUGAUGAUUAUUCAGAUUAGAUUAUGGUUGAUGUGAA